AGCUGUGGAAGAACAGAGAGAACGAAAUAAGGUCACUCAGAGCUGUGGAUGAAGAGACAAGGAAAUGAGGAAUAAGGGUUUUAUCACUUCUUUUUUGAUCACUCUCAUUAAUUUUUCUCGAGCUGUAGAAGAACAGAGAAAAGGAAAGAAUGAAUAAGGGAUUUAAGCACUUCUCUCAUUAAUUUUACUCGAGCUGUGGAAGAGCAGAGAAAAGGAAAUAAGGAAUAAGGGUUUUAAUCAUUUCUCUGCUUCACUGGGUUGUCUAUUACCAGCUUCUGGGUUACUCAAGAACAAUGAAAUCCAUAGUAUUUAUGCACUCCUAUACACUUUUAUAGAGUGGAGUUACUCAACAAUGGUCUCACUACCGUCAAAAAAUAUAUGGAUGCGGCGCCAACAAUGCCCAUGUGGGGAUUGGAAAUGUUUUGUUAGCUAUGAAGGAGAGGUGGAAGAGACAAAUAUAGGAUGUCAAUUGAUGAAAAAUGAUUUGGCAUCAGCAGACGCUAUGGUUGCCCCUUACGUGGGAAUGGUAUUCAAAAGUGACGAUGAUGCAUUUGAAUAUUAUGCCAAUUUUGCUAGAAAGAAUGGGUUUUCAAUCAGGAAAGAGCGGUCAAGGUUGAGCCCACAAUUGGGUAUUUAUAAACGAGACUUUGUUUGUUACCGUUCUGGUUUUGCACCAACAAGAAAAAAGCCUACUGGAGAGCACCAUAGGGAUAGGAAGUCGGUAAGGUGUGGAUGUGAUGCGAAAAUGUAUUUGUCAAAGGAGGUUAUUGAUGGUGUUUCUCAAUGGUUUGUUGUACAAUUCAGUAAUGUGCACAAUCAUGAACUCCUGGAAGAUGACCAAGUGCGGCUCCUUCCUGCGUACCGCAAAAUUCAUGAGGCUGAUCAAGAGCGCAUUCUGUUGCUUUCCAAGGCUGGUUUUCCCAUACAUCGUAUAGUUAAGGUGCUUGAGUUGGAAAAGGGAAUACAAGGUGGACAGUUGCCCUUUCUUGAAAGGGAUGUCAGGAACUUUGUUCAAAACCGUAAGAAAGUUGUUCAAGAAAAUGAUGCUUUACUGACUGAGAAAAGAGAAAACGAUACAAUAGAUCUUCUUGAGGCCUGUAGGGCUACGAAAGAGACGGAUGCAUGCUUUGUUUAUGAUGUUACUGUGGAUGAGAAUGAUAAAAUUGAGAACAUUGCUUGGUCAUAUGGAGACUCUAUUCAAGCAUACAACAUGUUUGGUGAUGUAGUUUAUUUCGACACAACAUAUCGUUCAAUCACCUAUGGUAUGCUUUUUGGAGCAUGGCUUGGCAUUGACAACAAUGGCAAAAUCCUCUUCUUUGGUUGUGCUCUGUUGCAGGAUGAAACACCUCGUUCCUUUGCGUGGGCUUUACAGGCUUUUCUGCAUUUUAUGAAAGGAAGAUGUCCGCAAACAAUUAUAUCUGAUCUUGACCCUGGGCUUAUAGAUGCUAUAAGAAGGGAAUUACCAAACACUAAACAUGUUGUUUCUUUAUGGAGUAUUCUGCCAAAAAUGCCCUGCUGGUUUUCUCUUCCACUUGGACCGAGGUUUGCAGAAUUCAAAUCUGAGUUUGAAGCAUUAUAUCAUUUGGAGAAUAGGGAGGAUUUUGAAUUCCGAUGGAAUCAGAUGGUUUCCCAAUUUGGACUUAAUUCAGAUAAACACAUUGCUUUAGUCUUCUCCCUGCGGACAUCUUGGGCUUUAUCCUACAUCCGAGGCUGCUUUCUUGCUCACAUGUCAACGACAUCAUAUUCUAAAUCUGUAGAUGCAUUUUUGAAAGGGGCCUUCAAGGCACAAGCAUGUUUGCGUAGCUUUUUUGAGCAGGUGGGUGUUUGUUUAAAUUCUAAAACGCGGGCUCCUGAAGGAAUGCAGUACAUGCAUGUCAGAACAUGUUUACCAAUUGAAGAGCAUGCACGGAAUAUUCUUUCUCCAUUCGCCUUCAAUGCAUUCCAGCAUGAGUUGGUCUUAGCAAUGCAUUAUGCUACAUCUGAAAUGGUUAAUGGAUCAUAUCUUGUACGCCACUUCAAGAAGAUGGAUGCAGAACGCCUGGUUUUAUGGAUACCAGAAGAAGAAGAAGUUCACUGUUCCUGCAAGGAAUUUGAGUCUUCAGGAAUCUUAUGCAGACAUGCUCUUCGUGUACUUCUAGUAAAGAACUACUUUCAACUCCCUGAAAAGUACUGUUUGAGUCGAUGGCGGCGAGAAAGCUCACUAGUUUCAUAUGAUAAUCACAGUAAUCAAAAUGGAAAUGAUGAAUGGUUUCAAGAAAUUCAUUCCCUCACUGCAACUCUGCUGUCUGAGUCGUUGUUCACAAAGGAACGCUCUAAUUAUGUUCAUACAGAACUUACAAAAGAAAUGACAAGACUGAUUAAUGAGGUGAGGGAUAUGCCAGCUGCUGAUGGAACCACUAUGGAUUCAACACUUUCACCAACUAGUUGAUUUUUCGAGUAAUCCUGCUCCCCAUGUGUCACAUGCAAUAAGCGGAGUCUUGUGUUGAUAGACAUGAGGGCAGCUGAAAGAGAGCAUGACACAGGGAGAUAAAGAGCCAAAAGGAUGGGGCUUUCUUCAUGUAAUUUCGUGACAUCAGAUAAGGACUUGAGGAAUUUUGCUGAAUAUUCUGUUCCAUUGCUGGUGAAGGUUGUGUUUUCAUGGAUAAUAAUUUCCGGAGGCUGUAAAGAAAAUGAAGGACAAAGUCAAUUAAUUGAGGUGGUGUAAUGGGUAUAAUUUCAUAAGUGGGAUUCUAAAGAAGGAAGAGGAGUAUAUUUAUCUUCAUUGGCCAAUUUUUUCCUUUACUGGCAAAAGUUUCUUUGUUUUGAGUAAAAUGUUGGCUUGAUUUUGAAACGUAAAGGAAGGGUUGACACGGAUUUUUGUUUUCGUUGGCCCCCUGAAACUUGAUCAAUGCCUUCUUUCAAUUUCAGUUCCGUGCGCAAAUCGUCUGUAAUUGAAGAAGUCAAAGUAAGUCAUGUUGUUCUGGAUACUGUUCUGUUAGAAAAGGAAAAAAUGAGUGGAUGCUUCCAAUUAGUGGCAUGAGUGUUAAAAAAAAUCAUGCUAUUUGCUAAUGCUCGGUUGGAAAACUAUCAAAGACCUUUCAGUUUCAGUGGUGAUGAGCUUUUAGGGUAGGUAUCCUGUUACAUAUUAUGUCCAUCUUUGGUCAGGGAAUUCUAUUUAUGCUUAGAGGUUAAGAGAGUGUUUUA
Ilex paraguariensis (yerba mate) is the source of this 3183-nucleotide messenger RNA. Lineage: Eukaryota; Viridiplantae; Streptophyta; Magnoliopsida; Aquifoliales; Aquifoliaceae. The record is from the annotation of a GenBank genome assembly.